This is a messenger RNA of Ilex paraguariensis (yerba mate), 6797 nucleotides long. NCBI's taxonomy places the organism in Eukaryota, Viridiplantae, Streptophyta, Magnoliopsida, Aquifoliales, Aquifoliaceae. The record is from the annotation of a GenBank genome assembly.
GCUUUAACGCUCUUUUUUGUUCAAUAACUGACCGUUAAAGACACGAAAUCUAAUCACAGAUCAAACAGGACUCUCUCGCUCUCUAAAACCUCUUCUCUGAACUAUCAAUCUCUUCCUUUCUCUCUCUUCUUUCCCUUCUUGGAUGGGAUGGAGGUGAGAGCUUCCAUAUUGAGCAAAAAGUUAAGGUUCUUAGACACAAUUCUAAAACCCUAAUUUUCACGUAAAAUAGCACAGAUUCGAACGACACGGAACCAAAGAUGUUUCCGUGGAACAUCGCCAAAUCGGCGGAGGCGAUGUUCUCUCGGUGGGCAAUAAAGAGGGUUUGUAAGUUCUUGUUGAAGAAGAAAUUAGGGCAAUUCAUUCUGGGCGACAUCGAUCUUAACCAGCUCGAUGUUCAGCUCGGCGCCGGCACCAUUCAGCUCUCCGAUCUUGCUCUAAACGUCGAUUAUCUCAAUCAGAAGUUUGGUGGAGCAGCAGUAGUGAUUUUUAAAGAAGGUUCAAUUGGCUCUUUGUUAGUGACAAUGCCUUGGAAAGGUAAAGGUUGUGAGAUUGAGGUGGAUGAGCUUGAGCUCGUGCUUGCUCCCUGUGGGGAAAAUGUAUCUCAAGUUGGGGCUGAAACUUGUUUGUCCAGUCAAGAUAGUAACUACUGUAGCAGUCCUGACUUGGGGAAGAUCAAUCAUGAAUUGGUUGACAACCCUGCAGCAACUGAUUCUAUGGAUGUUCAUGAAGGAGUUAAAACCAUUGCCAAGAUGGUAAAAUGGUUGCUUACCAGCUUCCAUGUUAAAGUUAAAAAAUUGAUUGUUGCAUUUGAUCCCCAUUUAGCAGAGGAAAAGGAGACUGAGUUUUGCAGAACUUUGGUGCUUCGAAUUACUGAUGUGGAAUGUGGAACAUGCAUUUCGGAAGAUGCUAAGUUAAGUGUUGAUGCAACAGUUAGUAACCUUUUUGGAUUAAGCCGUCUGAUAAACUUUGUAAAAUUCCAAGGAGCAAUACUUGAGUUCCUUCAAAUAGAUGGUGUUGACAACCAAACAUCCCUUCCAUGUGCUUCAGGAACAACUUUUGGUGCAUGCUUUUCGGGAUGCUGCAUGUCAGACGCUACAACUCCAAUUGUCACUGGGAAAAGAGGUGGAUUUUCAGGGACUCUAAAAUUGAGCAUACCAUUGAACAAUGGUUCUUUAGAUAUCCGCAAAGUGGAUGCUGAUGCUUAUAUUGAUCCUCUAGAAUUAAGAUUUCAACCUAGUUCCAUCAAAUGUUUCUUAUAUUUGUGGGAAAUGUUUAAAGAUACAGGUAAGAAUAGAAAGGGUCGCAUUCAUCACCAGGCGAUGGAGUCUGUUUAUUUUAAUGCAGCAUCUCAUUGCAAUUCCUCAACUCUAGGUCCUUCUAUGUUUGCUACUGAUAAGGUGCCACCAAACAAAGAAAGUUUCUUCUCUGAUUGCUUCCCGCCUAUGGGGAAAGAAACGGUAACUGAUGCCCUGCUGCCAGGGUCCCAUCUUAUAUCAGACUGGGUGCCAUCCUCUGUCGGUAGACACCAAAAAAACAGAAUUGAAGAAGAACCAGAUUUUGGCGCCAGCAUGGACCAGUUCUUUGAAUGUUUUGAUGGAUUGAGGAAUUCCCAAUCAGCUUUAGGAAACAGUGGGGCAUGGAACUGGACUUGUUCUGUUUUCAGUGCAAUAACUGCUGCAUCCAACCUUGCUUCUGGAUCUUUGCAUAUUCCCUCUGAACAGCAGCAUGUUGAAACAAAUCUUAAGGCCUCUGUUUCUGGAGUCUCUCUUCUUUUUUCUUUUGUUGAUGAAGACCGGCAGCAUUCGUGUGAUCUCAAGGGUGACCAGACAAUUGCCGGUUCAUAUAUUCAUUAUAUGGGUGCAACAUUUCAAGACAUGCUUCUUGUCUUGCAGGUAUGUCCUCGAGAAAUGAAUUUUAGAGCAAUGGUGGAGCAUGUAGAAUUAUCUGAUCACUUCAGCAAUAAGAAUGAAGCUAUGGAUUUUGAUUUGCAUGGUGCUAAUGAUGAUGACGAAAGUCUGGUUGUCUUGAUCCAAAAAAUGCAAGCUGCAGUUCAAGGUGCACUCCCUUCUUUUGGCUCAUCUAUCAAAGAUAGUCAUUUAGAAAAACCAAGUGGGUCUGUUGUUGGAGAUGUUCCAUUUGGUGUACGUUCGCCAAGUAGAUGCAUUAGGGCAACAAUGUGCAGAAGUAUUUACAGGGAUGAUGUGAUCAAGGUUACAUUGCUUAGAACCUCAGGUGCUAGUCAGUUCCAGUUUAAGGUAAAUUCUGGAUCUGCAGAUGACCGUUUCAUGGGGCCAACAUCUUUUUCACUAGAGCUGCCACCAGUUAUUUUCUGGGUGAACUUUGGUUUGAUAAGUAUGAUAACAGAUCUUUUGAAAGAAAUUGGAACAUCUUUUGAAAUGACUAGCUCUGCAGAUGGUUUUGCAUCUGAGGCCUUUGAUGAUAAGCAUAGGCCUUCAUCUCUAGGGGAUGUCGCAGAGAGUCAUGUUCCAACCUUGUCUCCGAAAGAAAGUCUGAUGGGUAAAAUAUUCCUUCCAAAUGCGAGGAUGAUAUUAUGUUUCCCUUUUGAGAAAGAUAGAGAUUUUAGAAGGUACUAUUCCUGUGAUCAGUUUAUUGCUCUUGAUUUUUCUUCACCAUCUACUUUGGGUGAGGAGAAUGUUCAAGCCACUAAUCCAUCUCCUGCUGGUGGUUCUAAGAAGAGGUAUUCGUCAGGAAAGUCAUCUUCCUUACAUUUGAGUGUGGGCAACCUUGACAUGUAUUUAAUUACCUCAGCUUCCAAGGAGAAUGUAGAAGGUAACCCCUUCAGCAUGCGAGAGCUGAAUUUUUUUGCUCAGAAAGUUCUUUCUGUCACUGAUGGAAGAGGUCGUCCUUCUGUUAUUAGUAUGCUUUGGCAGGAGGGUCCUCUGACUGGUCCUUGGAUAGCACAGAGGGCCAAGCUAUUGGCUACUUCACAGGAUGCGAGGAGCAGAAAUAAAUUCAUGGCAAAAGGUAAUGAGUUUGCCUCUGUAACUACUGUUAAGGAUUUGGAAGACUCCAAUUGUCAUACUCGACAAGAAAUGGUUUUGAGCUCUGCUUUUUCUCUACAUGUCCACUUAUCUCCUGUCGUGGUCAAUCUAGGUACUUCUCAGUAUCAAAAUUUACACUGUCUUUUACAUCAGAUGAUUGAUUGGCUAUCAUGCAUAGCCUCUGAUCCAGUUGGAAACGUGGAAGAAGCUUGUGGUUCUCAAACAUCAGUCCUUGUGGAAUGUGAUUCUGUGGAAAUAGCAAUUAGCCUGGAAGCAGUGGAGAGUAUCAGAGGCUCGAUCCAGAACGAGCUUCCGGGCUCUUGGCAUAGAUUGAAACUCGAAAUCCAGAAAUUUGAGUUGCUAUCUGUAUCAAAUGUAGGCGGACUUAGAAGUUCCAAUUUUCUUUGGGUGGCCCAUGGUGAAGGCAAUAUGUGGGGUUGCAUUAGUGGAGUUCCUAAUGAAGAACUGCUUCUGAUCUCAUGCAGCAAUUCUACAAUAGGACGUGGUGAUGGAGAAGGUUCAAAUGUAUUAGCUUCUAGGUUUUCAGGUUCUGAUAUUGUACACUUCUGGGAUCCUGAGUGUUGUCAGAGUUAUACAUCUGUGAUUGUUAGAUGCGGCACUAUUGUUGCAGUAGGUGGUCGCUUGGAUUGGUUUGAUACAAUAUCAUUCUUUUUUUGUUUGCCCUCUCCUGAAAUGGAACAAGCAAGUGACCACAGUUUGCAGAAGAGCUAUUCUGAGAGAAGUGUGCCUUGUGAAUCUUCUUUUGUGCUUAACUUGGCAGAUAUUGCUUUGAGUUAUGAGCCAUACGUAAGGAACUUGGUGGCUUCCGAAGGAUUUGAUUCUGAUUCUGGUUCUGCUAAUAUCAAGGAAGAGAAUGGUGAACAGAAAGUUGCUUGUCUCUUGGCAGCAUCUUCUUUGAAACUUCGUAAUAUAAUGGCAGCUGAUUCCAUUAGCAGGGACUACAAAAUUAGAAUGCAAGAUCUAGGUCUACUUCUUUGUGAGGUCUCUGAGGCAAAAAAUGUCGGUGGCACUUAUAGUGUAGAAGCUCUUCGCAAGCUUGGCUAUGUCAAAGUUGCUCAAGAGGCACAUUUUGAGACACUUUUGAGGGCAAACUGUGAGAAUGGUCAUCUUUGGGAAGUAGAAUGUUCUGAGUCUCACAUUGUUGUAGAUACUUGCCAUGACACCACUUCUGGUUUGAUUCGUUUGGCUGCCCAACUCCAGCAGCUUUUUACUCCUGAUGUGGAAGAAUCUAUUGUACACUUGCAGACCAGGUGGAAUAAUGUCCAGCAGGCACACGAGAGUGAUGAAAGUAGGAUCUUUAAUAGUGGUUCUGCUCCAUCAAUUCCUGGGUUGCGUACUUCAAGCAUAGAUACAAUAAGCAAACCUGGUGUGGUCAAUUUGAUGGAUGAGAUAUGUGACGAUGCAUUUCACUUGGAUGGACCUCUGGAUGGCCAGUCUGAUACAUGUGAAUCACAACUUCAUAUUUCACUGAAUGAUGCUUUUCUUGUAGAAGCGUGUAACUUAAGUGUCAGAGACGCAGAAAAUUUUUCGUGUAAUUUGUCCCUCAAAGGGUCAGUGCCUGUAAUUGGAUUAGAAAAUAAUGACACCUCAAAUUCACAGAGCAACUUUCCAGAUUUUAUAGAAGGGUAUUUUUUAUCUGACUUAUGCUCCCUGCCAGAUCUAUCUCUGAAUAACCAGCCAACAGAUGAGGUUUUUAAAUGCAAAUCUAGUAAUGUGAAGAAUGAAGAAGUCCCAAGAGGAAACAAUGGAUGGUAUGGGGACUCCUUGUUCAGAAUUUUAGACGACCAUGUGUCAAAAGUUAGUGAGCGAACUGGUCCACAACAAUGUGUAGAAGGUGUGGCUUCUAGCUGUCGCACUGGACUUCAUGAGGAUGGAGAAAUUAAGGGGCGUGUUCUUUUUAAGAACACCAGUGUCAUCUGGAGAAUGCAUGCUGGCUCUGAUUGGAACAACUCUAAGAAGAGUGUUGAGCAUUCUGCAAUUACUCAAGGACGGGAUACAGAUGUAUGUCUAGAGCUUGCAUUAUCUGGGAUGAAGUUUCGGUAUGAUGUUUACCCAGAUGGUGGAAUAUGUGUAUCUAGGCUUUCCCUCUCAAUUCAGGAUUUUCAUCUUAGUGACAACAGCAUUGAUGCUCCAUGGAAACUGGUGCUUGGAUAUUAUCAUUCAAAAGAUCAUCCUAGAGAAUCAUCAUCAAAAGCAUUCAAGCUGGAUUUAGAGGCUGUAAGACCAGAUCCUUUGACACCUCUUGAAGAGUACCGGUUGCGUGUUGCUUUCGUUCCUAUGCGGUUGCAUCUUCAUCAGUGCCAACUUGAUUUUCUCAUCAGCUUCUUUGGAGGAAAAAGCUUAUCAGUUGACCAAUGUCCGAGUUUUCCUCAGGAUUUGGGUGAAUCGGGAAUGUUACUAAAAAGGAGUAUUAAAGUUGGGGGCCACAUCGUGACUGAGGAGGCAUUGCUUCCUUAUUUUCAGAAGUUUGACAUGUGGCCUGUUCUUGUUCGGGUCGAUUAUAGUCCUCGCCAUGUUGAUUUAGCUGCUUUAAGGGGCGGGAAAUAUGUGGAACUUGUUAACCUAGUUCCGUGGAAGGGGGUUGAGCUACAACUCAAACAUGUUCAAGCUGUUGGUGUCUAUGGUUGGAGCUGCAUAUGUGAAACGAUAAUAGGGGAUUGGUUGGAGGAUAUUUCUCAAAAUCAGAUUCAUAAGUUGUUGAAGGGGCUCCCUCCCAUUCGAUCAUUGGUUGCUGUUGGUUCGGGUGCUGCAAAGUUGGUUUCUCUGCCUGUUAAGAGCUACAGGAAGGAUAAAAAAUUACUCAAGGGAAUGCAAAGAGGUACAAUUGCGUUUCUGAGAAGUAUUUCGCUUGAGGCAAUUGGACUAGGAGUGCAUUUGGCAGCAGGGGCUCAUGACAUCCUCCUCCAAGCAGAAUAUAUUCUCACAAGCAUUCCACCCUCUGUACCAUGGCCUGCACAUAGCGGAGUGAAUAGUAACUUCAGAUCUAAUCAACCUAAAGAUGCUCGACAAGGAAUCCAACAGGCUUAUGAAAGUAUCAGUGAUGGCCUGGGAAAAUCUGCCUCUGCUUUAGUUCGAACUCCCUUGAAAAGAUACCAGCGUGGUGCUGGUGUUGGUUCUGCUUUGGCAAGUGCUGUUCAGGCGGCUCCUGCAGCGGCCGUGGCUCCAGCUUCUGCUGCUGCACGUGCUUUGCAUUAUGCUCUUCUUGGUGUUAGGAACAGCCUUGAUCCUGAGCGUAAAAAGGAGUCUAUGGAUAAAUAUUUAGGUACAACUUAGCCAUGGAGUUCAUGUAACAGGUGUACAGAUUCUGAGGCCAUUACUUAUAGAUUCUUUCCUGUCAGAAGGCAGUGAACCUGUAAAUAGUGUACAUAUUGAGUGAAGAUUGAUAGUUUUUGCCCUCCAAGCCCGAUCCUUGUAAUUAUAGUCAUUUGAUUAGCAUUAGCAAGUCAUUCUGAAGCACCACAUUGUUUAUCAUAUUCCCCGACGGCCCCAAUUAUGUUGUAUUGUAAUUUUAGUCAUUUGAUUAGAGCAGUAGCAAAUCAUUCUGUAGCAACACAUUAUAUAUCAUAUUCCUCAAUGGCCCCAAUUACAUUGUAUGCAACAUUGUUUGUGUUGUACAUAGCUCUGCAAAUCUUGUCUCUAUCAUGUUAGACCAUCUCGCAGCCCCUGUAUGUGUGUAGCACUAAGAAAACAACCCUCAAAACGACCACAACCUCCCCCUUCCUUUUGUCUCUCUCCGUUUUUUUUUUUUUUGGGCUUGGGUGAUUUCAAAGUUUU